Toxoplasma gondii ME49 is the source of this 2635-nucleotide messenger RNA. RefSeq names its product rhoptry protein ROP8 (gene ROP8). Gene Ontology annotation, biological process: protein phosphorylation. The record is from RefSeq and is a predicted model, not a curated record. Bases 302 to 2029 code for a protein of 575 amino acids. Gene Ontology annotation, molecular function: ATP binding; protein kinase activity. NCBI's taxonomy places the organism in Eukaryota, Apicomplexa, Conoidasida, Eucoccidiorida, Sarcocystidae. The transcript has a single exon.
UAGGCACAAGGCAAGACAAGGACCGGAGGCGAGAACCCGUCCAUUGUGGCGAAUGAUGCCGCGGGCGACUCAGCGCCGCCGAAUUCGCUAGUCUCAGGUCGAGUCGCCGGGGCGUCAGGAGACAAGCACCGGCGCCCCGCGCGCCAACUGUCCGUCCUUCCUGGUGAGUUGACGUUUUGAGCCACGCUGCAGAACUCUGCACUGGAGUGAUUGAGCGCGGCAUUUAUGUCAAUCUGGUUUUUCCACGUGUAUUCCAGAAGCUUGCCCUGAGAAAUACAGAUACACUGUCACUUUUGAAUCGAUGUUUUCUGUGUUACGUAACCGCAACAUGAGACACGGUCCCUCGAUUGGAUCGUCAUCAUGUCUUAUCUGGCUAGCUGCCGCAUUCUUUGUUUCGGCACUUGGCCACGUACAGCAAGGCGCUGGCGUUGUGCGGCCUCGCCACUGGCAGAACUCGGAAGCCGCUGUUAGUGUCCGGUCGCCGGGAGGCGCGUCCCCUAGACCUUUCCACAGCCCAAUUGAGCCAGUAGCAUUUAUUGAUGGGGAGCACGAUGAAGACAAGCAUGAAGGCUCAUGGUUGGAGCAGGAAGCGGCCGAGGAUGUGACCCCUUUACCGGACAGCCACACAGAGGCCCAGACACAGUCCCCCAGUGCUUUUAGAAGGUUAACCAGGCGUUUGCGUUUUUGGCGACGUGGGGUGACAGGCGGAUCAGAUGCUGGAGAAGAGGCGCCUCAGACGCCUCGACCUUCACUACGUACACGAAUACUUCAGUACUUGCGGCGUGUGGGAACAUUUUUCAGACGAGACAUUCCAGCGGCAGCACUUCGAUUCUUCAGGCGCUUUCGACGAGUCCGCCAACCUGUAUUCCCUCCCGACGAGUUUCCGGAGGAUGUCGACACGAACCCUAUUUAUUUCCGUGGUACGGAUCCUGGAGACGUUGUCAUUGAGGAGCUGUUCAAUCGUAUACCGCAAGCAAACGUACGGACUACAAGUGAAUACAUGCAGUCCGCAGCUGACAGUCUAGUGUCCACAUCGUUGUGGAAUACUGGACAGCCCUUCCGCGUAGAGUCGGAGCUUGGCGAGCGUCCAAGGACGCUAGUCAGGGGCACAGUGCUCGGCCAGGAAGACCCUUAUGCAUAUCUCGAGGCGACCGACCAGGAGACAGGAGAAUCAUUUGAGGUGCACGUUCCAUAUUUCACGGAACGGCCGCCUUCCAACGCGAUCAAGCAGAUGAAGGAGGAGGUGCUGCGCCUACGCUUGCUACGAGGCAUCAAAAACCAGAAGCAAGCCAAGGUGCAUCUCAGAUUUAUAUUCCCCUUCGAUUUGGUGAAGGACCCACAGAAAAAGAAGAUGAUCCGGGUUCGCUUAGAUGAGAGGGAUAUGUGGGUCUUGAGCAGAUUCUUUCUGUAUCCCCGAAUGCAGAGUAACCUUCAGACGUUUGGAGAAGUCCUACUGAGUCAUUCCUCAACACACAAGUCCCUCGUGCACCACGCUCGGUUGCAGCUCACGCUUCAGGUCAUAAGGCUGCUUGCGAGUCUCCAUCACUAUGGCCUUGUGCAUACCUAUUUGAGGCCCGUCGACAUCGUCUUGGACCAGCGUGGUGGCGUGUUUUUGACCGGCUUUGAACAUCUGGUGCGAGACGGUGCCAGGGUGGUGUCGUCCGUCAGUCGAGGAUUCGAACCGCCGGAGCUUGAAGCCAGACGAGCAACCAUAUCUUACCACAGGGACCGCAGGACGCUGAUGACAUUUUCGUUUGAUGCAUGGGCAUUGGGGUUGGUGAUCUACUGGAUUUGGUGCGCCGAUUUGCCCAUUACCAAGGACGCGGCGCUAGGCGGAAGUGAAUGGAUCUUUCGAAGCUGCAAGAAUAUCCCACAGCCAGUCAGAGCUUUGCUUGAGGGAUUCUUGCGAUACCCGAAAGAGGAUCGGCUCCUCCCAUUGCAAGCCAUGGAAACUCCUGAGUACGAGCAACUGCGCACAGAGCUAUCAGCCGUUUUGCCCCUGUAUCAAACUGAUGGAGAACCGGCAUGAGAGGGUGGCCCGCCGCCAUCGGGAACAUCUCAGCCGGACGAAGCUGGAGCCGCUGAGGCGGUUACGGCAAUCUAGAACCUCGAGGAGGGGCCAGCGAUGAGCUUGAAUUCAAUGGCGCUUCACUUGCUGGUACAGAAACGUAAUUAGCUUGGUGUCCGUUCGGCUGCUCGAUUCGAAUGUUUUUUCUGGAGGCGGUGCUGCACGUUAUGGAGGUGGUUGGGAGACAGGUGAAGAAGAUGUGCAUGUGGUUGGCUAAAAAGCGUGCAGCUUACGUGGUUGAAACUUUGUCUGCCGGUGCUCCGCAUUUGCCGACAGUCUCGUUGGUGAUGUCUCUGGAGGACGAUUUGCCUUUCCAGGGCGGCCCCUCCAGGACAUAUUUUAGAAAGGGUCCUUCGCCGGAGCCCUCGUUUUUUUCGUGUCUGAGCGACCUUCACUCAUGUGAGUGCUGAAAGCAUGAAACGACGACGACCUUCCCGCGUGUCAGGCGACACCAUUGAGAGUUGUGUUCUAGGAAGCACAGUGAACAAGUAAGUAGUAUAGGAGACAACCGGCGAAGCUGCACCCACGGAAGCACCGAGUCGAGGACUCGCUUUGGCGUUCCUGGAC